This is a messenger RNA of Nematocida homosporus, 933 nucleotides long. RefSeq lists its product as uncharacterized. The record is from RefSeq and is a predicted model, not a curated record. Lineage: Eukaryota; Fungi; Microsporidia. Bases 1 to 933 code for a protein of 310 amino acids. The transcript has a single exon.
AUGCGACUUCUUUGGCGGCUUCUGCUAGUCAUGGCAAUCAGUCCUUCUGUUCUGACCGCUCAAUUCUCUGGUAUCUUAUUAAUGAAUCCAUCCCAUCUAGCAGUUAAAGAAAUAACCAGUACGUCCGAACAAAUAAUAAGUAGUUUAGAUCCACCUAAGCAGCCAGAAGAACCUUCCCUUGUUGCGGCAAUGACAGAGAAGACUAAAGUUCUAGCCCGUGUUAGUAUUAGUCUAGCUAAAAGGUGUAUUCACCGACUUACUCCUAGUACUAAUACUAUUAUCAACUUUCUUUAUAUUCUAGCUAUUCUCCUCAGUAUUAUUAGUAGUUACCAACUUGAUAAGAUCUUCCUUUCUGGGAGUAUCAAGAACUUCUUUGCUGAUCUCGUCUCUUCAACCCUUGGCAAUAUCAAAGUCUUUGGCCAGUCCCAAUUUAGUGCCAAGUUCAUGAACAGCCCUGAAAUGUACACUUUCAUCACCGAUACCCAACUCAAAAUAGAAUCCCGGGCUUUAUUCAUUAACCCCAACUCCAUCAAUCUCGAACAACUCCAACGCCUAGAACAUCUCGCCGCCCAAGCACUUAAAUCCCUUGCUACUCGUGGUGAAAACCUCCCCCAUAUCAUUCAAGCCGCCGCCGCCCACUGCACCGCCCAAACAGGUCUCCCCGCCCUUCUUAGCCAAACUUCCGCCACUGCCACUGCCACCGCCACCACUGCCAACCAUCUUAUCCAACGCGUUUUAAACCUCCAAUUCCUCGUCUACUCCCAUGAAGCCAUGAUCACCCUCCUUAAACAAUCCUACAUUGAAAACCUCAUCAAAGAACAUAAUACCCUCCUCUUCCAACUCUUCCAUAAAGAAAUAACCAACGCCAUCCUGGCCGUCCGCAGCUUUUACAUACAAUCUCGUCUACUUGAUAUACCAAUAGUCAUUUAUUAG